AUGGAAACCUACUGCGUUGGAGAAUUUGAUGAAUUUUCUGAGCCUCGUGUAAACACGAAAGAAGGUGUAUGUUAUGGUUUGAAGUAUCGUACCAUAUCUGCUGCGGAGUCCUGCCUGGAUUUUCUCGGUCCUCUACAGAUGUCAUUUUUGACAAAAAUCGGGUGGGAGCCAAAGGACCGAGAAUCUAUCCGCUUCUUUAUAACAGCCUCACUAUCUGUGCUAUCUGGAAUUCAUCUCUGUUGUACCACAGGGUUGAUGGUGUAUAGCGGGACAGAGACAAAGAUUAGACUAUAUUCCUAUCAUUAUCAACUUGUCAUUGGUGUACUGGUAACAUUCAUGGGCAUUUUUCACUUUAGAUUCUGUUGCACUUUCUUCUUUCUUGGUUUACCCUUUGCCGUUGGCGUUUACUCUGUCAUUCAGGGCAUAGUAUCUUGGCGGUCCAGAUGUCAUGGUUCAAUAGUUCGGGCAAUGAAUGUCACUGGAGCAGCGCUAGCUCUCCUAAUGUUGGCAGCGACGAUAUUUGGAAUAUUCUGUUGGGCCCAUAGGUAA
Cylicocyclus nassatus is the source of this 549-nucleotide messenger RNA. The record is from the annotation of a GenBank genome assembly. Lineage: Eukaryota; Metazoa; Nematoda; Chromadorea; Rhabditida; Strongylidae.